This is a messenger RNA of Chlorocebus sabaeus (green monkey), 5051 nucleotides long. The record is from RefSeq and is a predicted model, not a curated record. NCBI's taxonomy places the organism in Eukaryota, Metazoa, Chordata, Mammalia, Primates, Cercopithecidae.
AAUGAAAUUGAUAGAUAGCAUAAUCUACCCACAUACGUCAACCCAAAGCAUCAGUAAAUUGCUCAAUGGCCUGAAGGCCAAUUCUAGCCUGUUUAUCUGUACUCUGUAUGUAAUGGUUUUUAUCUUGUUGAAAGGUCAUUGAAAAAAAGAGGAAGAAGGAGAAGAAUUGACAGUGAAUGUGCCCCACAGUGCCUAAAAUGUUUACUAUUUGGCUCUUUAUAAAGUUUGCCAACCCUGAAUCAAGUCUAGAAGGAAUAUAAAGGAAAAGAAACAUAGUUUGUUACAAAUCGAUAGAGAUUUGUACAUAUACAUGCUGAGGCCUGACCGAAAGUCAUGAAGUUGUCAGAUGCUUGCAUCUGUGCUUACAAUCAUUGUGAAUGGGACAGCUAGAAAUUCAGACUGAUAAAGCUCAAGUACUAUGAACAGUUUUCCUGCUCAUCAUGUGAUUUUCCAAAGCGGCAUAUGACUCUUGGUAAAUCUGAACAAUAAGCAGUGUAGUCUUUGCUUUUCACAUUAGUGCAUUCCUAGAAAAUUUCAUUUGUGCUGAAACUAUGCAAAAAACACAAAACAAUUGUACUUAUUUGACCAAUAGGGUGGGGUUCUUGACAGGUUCUUUUUACUCACAUGGAUGUUUGAGUGGGACAUUCCACACUUGGUAGGGACCUGGAACAAUUCUGCAUUGUAAAUUAUGUUCCAUUAAAUUCUGAUAGCCACCACCUGUCAGCAUAUCCAAAACUCCCCAUGGGGACAAUGGCACUGUCUGCCAUUCAGAAUGACUAUGUAAAGCCUCUUUUCAGAAGUGCCAUGACUGAGAGAGUGCAAUAUCUUUGGGAAAAGGGAGCAGGAGCUUCCAGAUGGGCAUCAGGGAUACUCCAAUCUUGUCUAUGGGGGUUCUCUGCAGGAGCUGUUAGCUUCAGGGCUCCUGAACAGGAGUCUUCUGAAGUUUUCUGUCUCCCUAGGGUACUUGGGUUGGUGGUUGCCCUUCCUUUCUCUGUCUCCUUGGUUUUGUUUACUAUAUAAGAUUUUAUCUUCAUGUGGUCUAGACAUUUGCUGCUGAAUACAGUCACUACUAGUCAUGUACAGCUCUUGAGCCCUUGAAAUAUGGCCAAUGCAAAUUGAGAUCUGCUGUAAGUAUGAAAUACACACCACAUGCAGAAGACUUGGUAUGAAAAAAGUUGAUAUGCAUGACAUGCUCUUGGAAGAACUGGCACCAGUGGGAACAGCACACAUACCACCAACCAUGCACCUAGAGUCACCUGCACUCCAGGUAAUGGGACCUGCCCAGGAGGCCCCAGUAGCAGAGGCGUGGAUCCCACAGGCAGGGCCACAGGAGCUGAACUAUGGUGCUACUGGAGAAUGUCAGCCCUUUCUGGACCCUGGAUAUCCAUUACCAAAACUUGACAUGAACUUCUCAUUGGAGAAUAGAGAAGAGCCAUGGGUGAAGGAAUUACAGGAUUCUAAAGAAAUGAAACAAUUACUUGAUUCCAAGAUAGGUUUUGAGAUCGGGAUAGAAAAUGAAGAAGAUACUUCAAAACAGAAAAAAAUGGAGACUAUGUAUCCAUUUAUUGUAACUUUAGAGGGGAAUGCUCUCCAGGGUCCCAUUUUGCAAAAAGACUAUGUACAGUUAGAAAAUCAAUGGGAAACCCCCCCAGAGGAUUUACAGACAGAUUUAGCAAAACUGGUAGAUCAGCAGAACCCCACUCUGGGAGAGACACCUGAGAACUCCAACUUGGAAGAACCUCUCAACCCCAAACCCCAUAAGAAAAAGAGUCCAGGAGAGAAACCUCACCGAUGUCCUCAGUGUGGAAAAUGUUUUGCUCGGAAGUCACAACUUACUGGGCAUCAGAGAAUUCAUUCAGGAGAAGAACCUCACAAAUGCCCUGAAUGUGGGAAAAGAUUCCUUCGUAGUUCAGACCUUUAUAGACACCAACGACUUCAUACAGGGGAGAGACCCUAUGAAUGCACUGUAUGUAAAAAGCGAUUCACUCGGCGGUCACAUCUUAUAGGGCACCAGAGAACCCAUUCUGAAGAAGAAACAUAUAAAUGUCUUGAGUGUGGGAAAAGUUUUUGUCAUGGAUCAAGUCUUAAAAGACAUCUGAAAACUCAUACAGGUGAAAAACCUCAUAGAUGUCAUAAUUGUGGGAAAAGUUUUAGUCGACUGACAGCUCUUACUUUGCACCAGAGAACGCAUACUGAAGAGAGACCUUUUAAGUGUAAUUAUUGUGGGAAAAGUUUUAGACAGAGACCAAGCCUCGUUAUUCAUUUGAGAAUCCACACAGGGGAGAAGCCAUACAAGUGUACUCAUUGUUCUAAAAGCUUCAGACAGAGAGCUGGCCUUAUUAUGCACCAGGUCACUCACUUUAGAGGACUUAUUUAAGAAUCGCUGAAACAGGUCCUACACAAAUUGACACUAACUCAAAAAAAAUCUUAACCUGCAGCAGGCUGUUUGUCUUGGAAGCUUUUGUUUGAGCUUAUAAGAUAGACAGCUAUUUUUUUUUUUUUUUGCUAGUUUUAAAACCCAUCUUCCAAGCUAUAUGAAUUUUAGAGUAUUUAUCUAUUCUUGUGAUUUUCUUAGAUUUGAUUUCUUCUGUCUGCACAACUCUUCUUUUUUUAAUUACAAUGAAAAAUUUUGUGUUCCAAGGCAACUGUAUCAUAGGUGUAAACAUAAAGCAUAUAAAUUAUGACAAUCCUUUUAGAGGUAGGGUCAAUAUAGUGGAUAAACAUGUCUAUCAGAUGUAUUGAUUAUAGCAGUACUAUAGUUAUUCUGCUGUCAUUAUUAAAGAUGAUUAUAUUCAUUCAAAGCUUUAGAUGUGUCCCAUGUGGCAAGAAAGGAGACAGUGAAUUUUGUCAAACAAUAAAAAUGUGUCAGGAACACAAGGAUGAAGGGGAUGUCAUUUGCCUGGUAAGAACUGGGUUAUUUCUACUGAAAUUUUUUAUGUUUAAAGAAAUUAAGAUUUUAACCUUUACUUUUGAAUUUUGCAAAGUUUGCUAGUCUGCUUAGUCAGCAGUCUGUGGUAAUGCUGCUAAAAGCAGAGUAUUAAUCUGGUAAUUUAUUUUGUUCACAGAAUAAGUAAGCUCUAUGUCUGGAAGAAUCCAUUUGGCAAUUGAAAUUAUACAAGCAGGAUCUAAUUUAAUUUUGAUUGACUGAAGAACCAGGGUCUUUUGCUCUCCUUUGGUAUUUCACUCUCCUUUGGUAUUCAAUCAUGUGUCUUUCAGUGCUUUUUAAAAUUUUACCCAUUCUUUAAUUUAGUGUCUCCAUAUGUGUGUGUCAUGGAAUACUUAGUUCUGCUAGAUAUUCUGCAAAUAUAUUUGGGAAUUGCUUCCUGCUGUUUCGCCUUUUUAGAUUCAUAGUGCACAUCAGCAUGUGAGAAUCUCUGAGAGGUCUUCUAGAAAGGAGAGAAAAAGCACCUCUUUUGGCUCAAUGUUUUCCAAACUUAUUUGACCCCAAAACCUUUUUCAUAUACCCAAUAAUAAGCUACAGAAAUAAUAAUCUGCAAAUGUCUCUUGGAACACACUGCCUUAAACAGAUAUUUCUAUAGCUAUCAGUAUAGUUAAGUUGCUCCCAAGCCUAGUUAUCUCCAGUUGUUUUAAGGGUGUUAUGAAAAAUUCUUAAAAUAUAUAUGAAUUUGUAUAACACACACAGAGACACACACACACAUAUACAUACAUACUACUUUAAGGGGGUGAGGGUCACUAAUUCAGAUAAUUUUUAAGUUGCCUAGUGAUUCUCAAUCUCUUUGAAUUUUACUUAUAUUUACACACACACACACACACGUAUAUACACAUAUCAUUUUAAGAAGGUGAGGAUCACUAAUUCAGAUAAUUUAUAAGUUGCCCAGUGAUUCUCAACCUCUUUGAAUUUUACUUAUAAUUACAUACACACACACACACACACGCACGCACACACGUUGCUACUUAUAUAAAUGUUCUCAUGUAAUCAUGGUAACAGCUCAAAUUCCCAAAGCAAGGGAAGACUUCUCACUGUCAGUUAAACCUGUUAAAACAUGAAAAUAUUCAUUGAGCCUCGUUCCUUGUUAUAAAAUACAAGAAAUAGGACAUUCAAGCAUUUUCCCUUUAUGAAGAUACUCAGUCAUUCUUUCCUUAAACUACAAUUAGGGAAAGUAUAUCUCUUCUAUUCCUUUGAAGUUCUCGAAAGUGAUGUAAGUACUUUGGGGGUAUCUACUAUGUGCCUAACUAGUCCUAGUCCUGUUCUAGGCUUAGUGGAAGCUAGUAAAGAAAUGUAAUUCAUGGAUCAGGCUCAUAAAGAUUUAUAAUAUUUUUAGUUAAACUAGAGUUGGGAAACAGGUGGAGAAAAAUGCAAGAGAGUUUGUAAUUAAGUGCCAAUUAUACCAAUUGCUAGACCUAGGAUGUAUCUUUAAUUCUUGUCAUCCAGGUCCUUGUGUGAUGCUGCUAUAAGUCUGGGGCUCAAACUGAUAUCCCAGUAGCAAUAAACGUAUAAUAUGGGAGGAGUCCGAAUGUAGAGAUGAAAAAUACAGAAUGUAAUGGCUUCUCUUUUCUCUCUUGUGGAAUUGCAUUCAAACCAGAACAGUGCCUUAGAAUGAAUGUGCCCAACUGCUCUGUAUUUAUGCAAUAUUUUAAUAAAGCAGAAAUGUAUGUGCUCUUCCUGCUUCACUUGCACUAAUUAAUUUUUUGAACAACUUAGAGCUUCUUCCCUGAACAGUGGCAACAAGCAUGGCAAUUGACUCCUGUCCUCAUCCCAAGUUGGAAUUGCUUUUCUCUCUGCAACCAUGGCACUGUGAUUAUGCAUCAUUUUUAGCAUUUAAUACAGUCCAUUUUUGGCGAGUAGGGUUAGUUGCAAUCAUAAUAUGAGUUGUAUCCUCCCUCUCAUUUAUAUCAAGUAUACUUGACUAGAUUUUUACAAGUUAGAGAAUGUCUAAUAUUCUUUUUUACAGUGCCCUAUAUAUAAGAAUUAAUACAUAUUUGUGGCAUUGAAUCAAGAAACAUGUGAAAUAGUUCUUGGAAACAGAUAACAUAUUUAGAACAUUGCAUGGAUAAUUAUACUUCUAUGCCUAAUUGUACUUCUGAGCAUU